This is a messenger RNA of Rhodamnia argentea, 1455 nucleotides long. RefSeq names its product homeobox-leucine zipper protein HAT22-like. The transcript has 3 exons. Gene Ontology annotation, biological process: regulation of DNA-templated transcription. The record is from RefSeq and is a predicted model, not a curated record. Gene Ontology annotation, molecular function: DNA-binding transcription factor activity, RNA polymerase II-specific; sequence-specific DNA binding. Bases 476 to 1183 code for a protein of 235 amino acids. Lineage: Eukaryota; Viridiplantae; Streptophyta; Magnoliopsida; Myrtales; Myrtaceae.
UCUCAAACCAAUUAUGGACUUUAGUUAGAGGAGGGAGGGCCACGACGUUUUCUUCACCACAAAUAAUGGCGAUUCUAGAAUAGUUAUGAUGCCCUUGUUUGGACCGACUUUGAAAGAGAUAUCGAGAGACUCUGGGCUUGUUUGGAAUUGGAUGGGAAUGUGGCAAAGUCAAAAGCAUUCAAAGAGGGGGAAGUUAUAUCUUGGUUUCCUCAAAGGAGUCAAGUCCCCCCCCUCCCUCACCCAAAUAUUCUAACGCAUGCCUUACUUUUUCUCCAUUCUAAUUGUCUCAUGUAAUGCCACACACACACCCAAUUAAAGAAACCAAGUCUCUCCUCCCCUUCCCCCCCCAACGCAUAACUGAUUCGUUCCUCAAUAUAAUCCUCUCUUACCUUCCCCCCUCACUUUUCCACUUUGUCAAUUGUAAAGCAAAAGCACCUUUUGUUUUCUCUCUCUCCACCUCUCUGUGGUUUCGGCCAUGGGAGAUGUUGAAGAAGCAUGCAACACGGGGUUGUUUCUCGGGUUAGGCGUCGGCGGGUGCGCGACCAAGCGGAAGGAAGAGAGGAAGAAGAAGAAUAGGCUGAAUAGUACUACUUCUUCUUCAACGGUGGGCUUGGGGCUCUCCUUCUCCAUUUACUGCUCGUCAUCCAAGGUGGAAACUGAUGAUCAUCCCUCCAACAGCAUUAAUAACACUGAAUAUUCAACCAGGUCAAGCUUUCGCAACAGCUUUGACCAGUCUCAGGAUGACCACAAUAGCCCACCUCGCAGCAGCAGCAACAACGCCGGAGAUUUUAGCGGCGGUGGCCGGAAGAAACUCAGAUUAACCAGAGAACAGUCUGCCUUGCUCGAAGAGAGCUUCAAACUUCACACCACUCUCGCGCCGGCACAGAAACAAUCAUUGGCUGACCAACUCAAGUUGAAGCCUCGGCAAGUGGAAGUUUGGUUUCAGAAUAGGAGAGCAAGGAGCAAACUGAAGCAGACGGAAGUGGACUGCGAGUUCUUGAAAAAGUGCUGCGAGACCUUGAGCGACGAGAACCGGAGGCUGAAGAGAGAAUUGCAGGAGUUGCGGUCAUGUUCGCCGUACGUCCAAGCACCGAAGACGGCGGCGGUCAUGUUAUGCCCUUCUUGUGAGAUACUCGCGAGAGGCAAUUCCGAAGCCACGAGGAAAGAGAAUUGCAGUAUUUGAGGCUCCGGGGAAGAAGGGCAAAACGAGUAGCAGAAGAAGAAGAGCGGAUUCGGUCAGGCAGAGCGAAGCAAACAAAUCGAAUGACAUCCUAGCUCAUCAUCUGAUCAUGGAGGAGCUGAUUUAACCGAAAACCCUUGUAGAUAACAUGAGCGGAGAGAGGAGAGGCUACUUGGAAUCGGAAUAAGCAUGGAAUGUGCAGAGAAUUUUUUGCAUGUCCGUUUUCCAUUUUUUUAUGGUGAAUAAAUCUAUCAGUAAAAGACUCGUCGCUUUCA